Cryptomeria japonica (Japanese cedar) is the source of this 2033-nucleotide messenger RNA. RefSeq names its product glucan endo-1,3-beta-glucosidase 14. Gene Ontology annotation, biological process: carbohydrate metabolic process. Gene Ontology annotation, cellular component: plasma membrane. NCBI's taxonomy places the organism in Eukaryota, Viridiplantae, Streptophyta, Pinopsida, Cupressales, Cupressaceae. Bases 425 to 1729 code for a protein of 434 amino acids. Gene Ontology annotation, molecular function: hydrolase activity, hydrolyzing O-glycosyl compounds. The transcript is spliced from 3 exons. The record is from RefSeq and is a predicted model, not a curated record.
UAUGGGAGAGGAAAUCGGAUUCUUUUCUGUUACAACUAAAAACUUUACCGUUACCUUCUUUCUAAGUCAUAAAUGCUUUCGUGGGUGUCACUUAACGGACGAGUAAAAAAAUACGGCGGCAGACAAAUCGUUAAAUGAUGUCUCGCAAGAAUCUACGUUACCCUCGACGGGAAAAGAGAGACCGUCAAAUGACGAAGUUUGGCAAUUUAUUGAAGCAAGGUGGUGAGUCACCAUAAAUUAAAAACAUAAACACUACAUGUGCAGGCACGCUUAAAAACGCACAUAACCACGAGGUACUCCACUGCAACACAUUCAGGGCCUCUUUUUUUUUUCAGAGGUCUCGAGUUUGACGCCUAUAGUUGCAUUGUGCUAUUCCUGUAGUGGCCAUUUGCUGCUUCUCUGAAACGAGUAAACAGUUUCAAUCAUGAACGGAGGCAGAAGUAGAAGAGGAGGAGCAUUUUGCUCUUGUCUUGUUUGGGCACUGGCAUUUCUGUCCGGGCAUGUUCUAUCAAAUGCUCCAUCCAUGAUAAGUGCUACCAGUGUAGGAAUUAAUUAUGGACAAGUAGCAGACAACUUGCCUCCAACUGAUGAAGUAGUUGGUCUCCUACAAAGCAACAACAUUAGCAAAAUAAAACUCUACAGUGUAAAUGCGACUGUUCUCAAAGUAUUUGCAAACUCUGGUAUAGAAUUAGUUGUUGGCAUGGGAAAUGAAUAUCUUGCUAGCAUGACUGCUCUUGAUCAAGCCACUCAAUGGGUUCGGGAAAACAUCCAGGCUUAUUUGCCAGCUACAAGAAUCACAGGUAUAGCAGUGGGAAAUGAAGUGCUCACAGGAACUGACAAACAGCUAAUUGCAAACCUGCUUCCUGCAAUGAAAAACGUUCAUUCUGCCCUUGCCAGCAUUGGUGCAGACAGGAAUAUUACAAUCACCACUCCCCAUUCCCUUGCUGUGCUUGGAAACUCAUUCCCUCCAUCGUCAGGUGCCUUCAAGCCAGAUCUUACAACAUCAAUGAAGCCACUUUUAAAUUUCCUGUCCCAGAUUGGUGCUCCAUUUUUCAUAAAUGCUUAUCCAUACUUUGCAUACAAGGAUCAGCCAAAUCAGGUGUCUCUACAAUAUGUACUGUUCCAGCCAAAUGGAGGGGUGGUUGAUCCAAACAACAAUGCUCACUAUGACAACAUGUUAUAUGCACAGAUUGAUGCAGUUUACUAUGCACUUUCUGCACUAGGAUUUGCAAAUCUGGAAAUCACAGUCUCUGAAACUGGCUGGCCUUCAGCGGGUGACUCCAAUGAAGCAGGAGCAACUCCUCAGAAUGCUCAAAUCUAUAAUGGAAAUUUGAUUCAGCGAUUGGCUCUGAACCAGGGAACUCCUGCGAGACCAAAACUUGUUGUAAAGGCUUACAUAUUUGCAUUAUUCAAUGAGGAUAUGAAGGAUGGCCCAAAGUCUGAAAGAAAUUAUGGGCUUUAUAAACCAGAUGGAACCCCAACUUACAGUGUGGGACUGGCUGGAACUUUGCGUACUGGUUCUUCACCUGUUGGUUCUUCACCUGUUGGAACAUCGCCUGUUGAUUCGCCUCUAAAUUCCACAUCUUCUGCGCAAUCCCCUACUGAGUCUAACGUACCAUACUCAAUUUAUUCCUAUUCUAAGGGAAACCAUUUUGCGUCCCCUGUUGCCAUUCAUCGCGAGAUAUUGAGCGUCUGCUCUUUUUUUCUUGGUUUUCUGUUUCUUCAAUGAUCAGAAACCCAUGAGAGUGAGGUCAAAUUUUAUAUUCGCUCCAUCAGUAACUCAAAUGAUGAGAACUCAGACGAAACUCUAUGAUGGACUCAAUUUGCACACUGGUGGAAUUGAUUCAGCAUGUAGCUGCAACCAUACUAACACAUUGACAACUUGGGCUUCCUUAUGCAUCAAAGAAAACAUAUAUUAUUAAAAGGCAUGAUGCUAAUUUCACAGAUGUGAGUUUGGAAGCAUCUGCAUCAUCUCUGUAACAAGUCCGAGUAAGCUUUUUCUUAAUUAAUUGCAGUUCAUUAUUUUUUGUGCA